GGGCAAACAAAUCAAAAAACACAAAACCAAAGCCCCACCCACCUGCCCAUUUCGACUCGACCCGGCUCGCCUGCUGCCUGCUUUUGUGUCAUCUCCCUCCCUCUCCCACCUCUGCCUCCCUCCGCGAGAUCUGACGACUCCAUCUCCAAUGGCGCCCUCCUCCUGCUAAACCUAGUCCCACCCACGCCCUUCCCAAAUACCCGGGAAAGGCAGCUCCGCUGCGGCGGCCAUGGCGACGGAUCGGGAGAAGGAGCGUGAGGCGGAGCUGGAGAGCGCCAUGUACACCAACUGCCUCCUCCUCGGUCUCGAUCCCACCGUCCUCGGCUCCCCUUCCUCCCCCGCCGCCCGUGUCGGCCUCUUCCGCCACUCCAACCCCCGUCUCGGCGAGCAGCUUCUGUACUUCCUCCUCUCCUCCCUCCGCGGCCCCGCCCAGUCCGCCAAGGACUUUGACAAGGUGUGGCCAAUCUUCGACUCCGCGCAGUCCAGGGAGUUCCGUAAGAUUGUGCAAGGGAUCAUCAGCGAGCUCGAGCAGCAGGGUGCGCUUCCGCGUAGCAACUCCAGGGUCUCUUCCCUCGCCACAUGCUGCGGCCCGAGAUUUAUUGAGCUUUUGUGGCAACUCUCUGUACAUGCCUUGAGGGAAGUCCACAGAAGAACAUUUGCAGCUGACGUUGCAUCAAAUCCACUGCCUGCAGCACUAACAGAUAUUUCUUAUCUUCAUGCUGCUUCCUUACUCCCAGUGACCAAGGCAAGGAUAGCUCUCGAGAGGCGUAAAUUUUUAAAAAAUGCAAACAUAGCUGUUCAAAGGCAAACGACCUGGUCAAAUUUAGCCCAUGAAAUGACAACCGAGUUCCGAAGUCUAUGUGCUGAAGAGGCCUAUUUACAACAAGAGUUAGAGAAGCUACAAGAUAUGAGAAACAAAGCCAAGCUUGACGGGGAACUGUGGGAUGAACGGCUCUCAAGCUCGUCUGGGCAGAACUCUCAUUUGGUUUCUAAAGCAACUCGUUUAUGGGAAUCAAUAUUGGCCCGCAAAGGCCAACAUGAGGUUUUAGCAUCCGGACCAAUUGAGGAUCUUAUAGCACAUCGUGAGCAUAGGUACCGUAUAUCUGGAUCACAGUUGCUAGCAGCCAUGGACUUGAGUUUGAGUGUUCCACAUUCUGAGUUACUAUCAGCUCGAGCUGGUGAAACAUCUCCAAUUUUGGACAAACAGGAGCAGAUUUCUCCUCUAUUCCAAGGAAAGGAAGAAGCCCUUUCAAGGUUAGAUGAUAGGAAUGGACACGCUCAACAAACUGUUGAUGUAGCUGAAAUUCUUCGCCGUUGGACUCAUGCUUUACAGCGUAUUCAUAAACAAUCUCUUCAUUUGGCCAAAGCAAAUGAUGGAGAGGGGCCAGAAUUACUGAGGAGUGCGUCUGACAGUGAAACUAGUACUCAUGCUGACUCGUUAACUGCAACACUGGCUGAACAUCGCCAGCAUUUAGUCAGUAUACAGGGCCUAAUUAAUCAACUCAAGGAAGCUAUUCCAGCAAUGCAGCAGUCCAUAACAGAACUUUCAGAGGAGGUGAACAACAUAUCUAGUAACCCAAUGGGUCAAUUAAACUCUAGACUGUCGCUGUCUGUACAAAGUGCAGGGCUCGGAAGACCAGAAGAAAGCAGCAGUGAAGUUUCAGAGAUGACUUCAAAGCUCUCUUCUACAAACCUCGAAAAGCCUGGGAGCAGUCCUGCUUUAAAGCUACCGCCAUUAUUUAGUCUGACUCCAAGUUCUUCUGGAAAAGGAACACAGACACAAAGACGGAAUGUGCUAGCCCGUCAACCUAGCCAAGAAGUCACAUCUGAAGGGAACAUACUUGCAGUCUCCUCAGCCAAAGACCAAACAAAUGGUUCAGUGCAUGAAAAUGAUGGCUAUUUUGCUCAUGGCAUUAGACGUUCUGUUCGUGAAGCUGCUCUGUCAAAGCCAUUGAGGAAUACAGAGAGGCCACAAGAUAAAAAUAGUGAUGAUGGUUCAGAGCACUUCUUCAUUCCACUGUCAACAGGUGCUUCAAGAAAGGAGAUGGAUGCUGUGGCAAAUCGGCGAAAACAAAGUUUAUCAUCGCCUCAGAUGAAGUUCCCUACGAGCACAAGUGAUCUUUACUACAAUACUGACAGGCCAAUAAACACACGUCCAGUUCUGUUAAGUGAAUUGAAUGGACAUGAUCCUAGCAGUGGCCUGAAUUUUCUUGACCCAGUCAGUGGUCUGGCGCAUCAGUCAUUUAUCACUGAUGAUGCUCUUGAUCAAGUAUUCUCCCCGCCUCUGUUGUUGGAGUCUUCUUUGUUCCAUGAUACAGAUGAGGACUUGCUUGCGCCACUGUCAGAAACUGAUGCAGCUUUAAUGGAACAUUAGGCUUCACAUGUACACUAUGUAAUAUUUGGACACUGAUGAAGCUUUCAGCGCCUGACCACAGCCCGGAUGAUCUUGUGGCUUAUGCUUGUCUUAUUGCCGGAAUAUUUGCGGUGAACUUCUUGCUAGUCGAGUUGCUUGCAAGUUGCCACCAGCUUGUCAGAGGGAUGCUUCUGCAUCAGAAGUUGGGCUAUUCUGUUUUUUUUUGGGGGGGGGGGGGGGGGGUUGGUAUUUGAUUUGGGUAGAGAAAGGGCUGCUUAGAGAUGAUAUUAGAUAUAUGUGAUGUGCCAACUGUAGUGUGUACAGUAAAAAUCCAAGUCGUGUGUAUUUAGUAUACAUCAUCUGUAUUUUGUGUUGUAAUAAUUCUAUCCACUUAUUCAA
Messenger RNA from Phragmites australis (common reed), 2752 nucleotides. RefSeq names its product AUGMIN subunit 6-like. The record is from RefSeq and is a predicted model, not a curated record. Gene Ontology annotation, biological process: spindle assembly. NCBI's taxonomy places the organism in Eukaryota, Viridiplantae, Streptophyta, Magnoliopsida, Poales, Poaceae. Gene Ontology annotation, cellular component: HAUS complex; mitotic spindle microtubule. The coding region runs from base 230 to 2374 and encodes 714 amino acids. The transcript is spliced from 13 exons. Gene Ontology annotation, molecular function: microtubule binding.